Schizophyllum commune H4-8 is the source of this 669-nucleotide messenger RNA. RefSeq lists its product as uncharacterized. The transcript has a single exon. The coding region runs from base 192 to 569 and encodes 125 amino acids. The record is from RefSeq and is a predicted model, not a curated record. NCBI's taxonomy places the organism in Eukaryota, Fungi, Basidiomycota, Agaricomycetes, Agaricales, Schizophyllaceae.
CGUAAUGGACUGUAUUGCUGCCCACUGCACGCUCCUUAAUAUCCCCUCUCCGUACUUUAUGACCACCAAAUUCUAGUCGUCUUUCGCCCCACUUUUUGCAUACUGAGACGCACGACGCCCACCCCUCGUUCUCGAUCGAAAUUAUAGAAGCUGUAUCAUGUCUUUCUCCUUCUCUUUUCUUCUCAUGCCUGAUGCCUUUCUUCCUGUUGUGGCCCCCACCUCAUAACCUCCUCCCCAUAGUUCUUGCGCGCGGGCUUUCUUGCUGCGGGCGCGCUGUCCUACUUGUCGGCCGGUCAUGGAUUCCUCGACCCAUGGUUCCACCCUUCUGUUACGAUAUACUUAUAAACCCCACAUACCCAAGUGUUUCCCCUGAUCCUCUAGUUAUACAAUAUAGGUACCCAAUCCAGUACAUUAUGGCGCGCGUAUGCUUAGCUUGCCUUCGAUCUUCUUCCCAUGCUAGGCGACGCCGACGCAUACUUAUGCAUAUUCUUCUUUUGCCGUAUUGGUGCCCUAGGCGACGUUCUGUCCGGGGCGAUUCCGUCUAUACUUUGUGUAUUGUUAUUUCCUGACUUGUGCCGACGAGGACGCUGCCCCCACCACUCAAGAUACUUAGGUUACUGUCGCUGUAUAAAUACUGAGGAGUUGCCACGCAUAUUGGGAGUGAUCAUG